This is a messenger RNA of Miniopterus natalensis, 1179 nucleotides long. RefSeq names its product Yip1 domain family member 2 (gene YIPF2). Gene Ontology annotation, cellular component: membrane; Golgi apparatus. Gene Ontology annotation, biological process: vesicle-mediated transport. Gene Ontology annotation, molecular function: small GTPase binding. NCBI's taxonomy places the organism in Eukaryota, Metazoa, Chordata, Mammalia, Chiroptera, Miniopteridae. The record is from RefSeq and is a predicted model, not a curated record.
GGCGGAGGGAUAGACUUCCGCAGAGCGCCGAGUGGGAUUGGGUGCGGGCCUGAUUGGCCUCUGUCUUCAGAACGGGGAUGCGGUGACGCCCCUGAGCGACCAUGGCAGCGUCUGACGAGCUGGCCUUCCAUGAGUUCGAGGAAGCCACUAAUUUGCUGGCUGAGACCCCAGAUGUGACCACCAUCAGCAGAAGUGAUCAGCUGACCCCAAAGGGGCAUGUGGCUGUGGCUGUGGGCUCAGGUGGUAGCUAUGAAGCUGAGGAGGAGGUGGAGAGUGACAAGUCCUCGCUUCUACAGGAGGAGAAGCAGCAGCCAGGAUUCUGGACCUUUAGCUACUACCAAAGCUUCUUUGAUGUGGACACCUCACAGGUUCUGGACCGGAUUAAAGGUUCACUGUUGCCCCGGCCUGGCCACAGCUUUGUACGGCACCAUCUGCGGAAUCGCCCGGACCUGUAUGGCCCCUUCUGGAUCUGUGCCACACUGGCCUUUGUCCUGGCCAUUACCGGAAACCUGACAAUGGUGCUGGCCCAGAGGAGGGACCCCUCCAUCCACUACAGCCCCCAGUUCCACAAGGUGACCGUAGCUGGCAUCACCAUCUACUGCUACGCCUGGUUGGUGCCACUGGCACUGUGGGCCUUCCUGCAGUGGCGCAAGGGUGUCCGGGAGCGCAUGGGGCCUUACACCUUCUUGGAGACUGUGUGCGUCUAUGGCUACUCCCUCUUCAUCUUCAUACCCACUGUGGUCCUGUGGCUGAUCCCUGUCCCAUGGCUGCAGUGGCUCUUCGGGGCAUUGGCUCUGACCCUGUCAGCUGCUGGCUUGGUGUUCACCCUCUGGCCUAUUGUCCGCGAGGACACCAGAUUGGUGGCCUCUGUGCUGCUAUCUGCUGUUGUCCUACUCCAUGCCCUCCUGGCCAUGGGCUGUAAGUUUUACUUUUUCCAGCCACUGCCUCUGGAGCACGUGGCACCUCCUCCUCAGGCCACAUCUCUAUCCCCAAACAUACUGACGCCCACCCUGCCAAUGUCUGUGGCAACCUAAGGCCCAAACCUGCAGGUCCAACAUGAGGGGACACCUCUGCCUGCCCUGCCCCCCCAAUGAAUGAAGGUUCCUUUGACAUUUCAAGAUCACUCUGCUACUUUCCAGACUUUUCUUACAAAGCAAACACUUUUAUUUUCUAUGCAAA